CUGGUAGUUCGCCUGCUUCUUCACCGCGGCUCCUCGCCCCACAUGCGUUUUUUUCGGCUCACGUUCAAGUGCUUCGUUGACGGCUUCUGAAUCAUCCGCGUCGGCGGCGCCCUUGCCAAAGAGCGACUCCGUCCGCGGUCAAUUCGCAGGAAAGGACGCGACGACGAUAGUCGUCGGGUGGACGAGGAGGAAGGAGGGAGGGAGGACACGAAACAUCCCCGAGACUCGGACGUCAGACACACAACAGACGCAGAAGGGACGGACGGCUGCUGUCUGUUCCCUGACGGACGCUGCGUCGGCGCUUGAGCGCUGAAGUCGCAGCGCGAAUUGUGACCGAUCGGACGAUGCGAAAAUUAACCCUUUGGGCGGAGAACCCUUACGCCGAGAAGGACGGUGACGGUGGAGUUGGUGGUGAUGAAGCCACGGAUGUAUGCGUGGUGCCUCUGCCGACACCGCCGCAGAAGCUGCCCGCGGUGGAGGGCGAAGCAAGCAGUAGCAGCAGCGGUGGUGGUGGAGAAUCAGGGGGGGGCAGGGCAGUGUCACCCGAGAGAGACACCUGGACACGGCAGCUGGACUUCACGAUGUCAUGCAUCGGGUUCGCAGUGGGCCUGGGAAAUGUGUGGCGAUUCCCGUACCUGUGCUACAAGAACGGAGGAGGUGUCUUUCUCAUUCCAUACUUCCUCAUCGCUGUCACGUGCGGAAUUCCCAUCUUUUUUAUGGAGAUCGCCCUGGGGCAGUUCAUGAAACAAGGCAGCAUUGGCAUUUGGAAGAUCGCGCCCCUGUUCCAAGGCCUCGGAGUCUCCUCGAUGGUGAUGCUCUUCUUCAGCAACAUCUACUACAUUAUGGUGCUCACCUGGGCAAUGUACUACCUGCUCCACUGCUUCAGGGCCACCGUGCCCUGGUCCACCUGCAACAACGAGUGGAACACCCCGGCAUGCGCCGUUCACUUUCAGCACCAGCGCUGCUACAACUACUCGGACGACGCCAACGAGACCUCGCCUGCCCUGGCCACCACCGCCAGGAUUUUCAUCAACGGCACGAACGGGACGGGCGGCUGCUGGGGAGCCGUGGAGACCACGUCUCCCAUCGUGGAGUUCUGGGAGAAAAAAGUCCUGAGAAUUUCUGAGGGGCUCCACCAGCCGGGCUCGAUCAACGUUCACCUCCUCUUGUGCCUCCUGGCUGUGUGGAUCAUCAUAUACUUCUGCGUCUGGAAAGGGGUAAAGUCAACGGGCAAGGUGGUGUACUUCACCGCGACGUUCCCCUACGUCGUCAUGAUCAUCCUCUUUGUUCGUGGCAUCACUCUCCCCGGCGCCUAUGAAGGGAUCAUCUUCUACCUGAAGCCCGACUGGCAGAAGCUCUUAGAGCCGCAGGUGUGGAUCGACGCGGGGACUCAGAUCUUCUUCUCCUACGCCGUUGGGUUGGGAGCCCUGGCAGCCCUGGGCAGCUACAACCGCUUCCACAACGACUGCUGCAAAGACGUGUACAUCCUGGCGGUGGUGAACAGCGGCACGAGUUUUUUCGCCGGCUUCGUCGUCUUCUCCAUCCUGGGCUUCAUGGCGGCCGAGCAAGGGGUCGACAUAUCCAAGGUGGCGGAAUCAGGUCCUGGGCUGGCUUUCAUUGCAUACCCCAAGGCCGUGUCCCUGAUGCCUGUCGCUCCAGUGUGGGCUGCCCUGUUUUUCUUCAUGUUACUCUUGCUUGGACUUGACAGUCAGUUUGUAGGAGUGGAGGGCUUCGUGACGGGAAUUUCGGACCUGUUCCCAGCCCGGCUGAGUAAUGGCUACUGCCGUGAGAUCUUUGUGGCCAUCUACAGCAUGAUCUCCUCCCUUUUCGCCUUUUCCAUGAUCACCGACGGAGGGAUGUACGUGUUUCAGCUGUUCGACUACUACUCGGCGAGUGGGAUGACCCUGCUGUGGCAGGUUGGCUGGGAGUGCAUUGUGGUGGCAUGGGUCUACGGCAGUGACCGCUUCAUGAAUGACAUCGCCCGAAUGAUCGGGUACCACCCGGUGCCUUGGAUGAAGUGGUGUUGGUGUUAUUUGACGCCCUGCAUCUGCGUGGGUAUCUUCCUCUUCAACCUGCUGAACUACAAGCGGCUGACGUACAACAAGACGUACGUGUACCCGUGGUGGGGCGACGCGCUCGGCUGGGCCAUGGCGCUCACGUCGAUGCUCUGCAUCCCCGCGGUCGCGCUCUGCCGACUGGCGUAUGCCAAGGGCUCACUGCGGGAGCGAUGGAACCACCUGACCACUCCGGUGUGGAGCGCGCACCACCUGUCCCCGGACGGGGCGACCACGCGGGCCGUGUCACUGGAAGGCGAGCUGGCCAUGCUCCCCAACCUCCCCGCUGCCAAGGGAAUCAAGCUGGAGACCAUCCUGUGAUCGAAAGGGGCGCCAGGGCCACACGGGGACUGCCGACUCCAGCCGAGUGAUCGUCAGAGCCGGCGCUGGUAGCCGUCGUGACUCAUCGCCACCUUCCCCGCCACCCCCUGACUGCGGUGCCGGCCAUCGCAAGCUGGAGACCAUCGUGUGAUCGAAGGGGCACCGGAGUCACGCGGGAACCACCGACUGCAGCUGAGUGAUCGCCAUGGCCGGUGCCGGUAGCCGUUGUGGCUCUCGGGGCAAGGCGCCAUGCUCGCCACCUACCGCACCCACCCCGCUUGCUGCGGUGCCGGCACCGCCAGACCAAAAGUUUGAGCCACCAAUCGACCACUGCUUGCAACGUUUUUUUCCGACAGCAAGAGAUGCACCACGUUCGGCAGGGGGAACCGACCCCCCCCCCCACCCUCCGCUCCCUUGCCACGGUGCUGGCGAUCGCCUACCGCCGCAGGAAGCUGCUGUCGAACGGUGCCAAAUCAAAUCGUAAAGACGCCUUUAUUUUGGUGAAAAACGUUUCCCGAAUUCGUUUGUAGGUUGCUCAUUUUUUUUUCGUCUCGAAUUUCUCACCUGUGGAGAUAUAUUAGGGAUGAGUUUCGGAUUUCAACAUUUCAUAUUUUUGUUCUAAUGACAGUAUCGGAUCUCUUUACGAUUUAAAUGAUUGCAUUACGGAAAAGUUUAACGUGUUUUUGUGCUGACAAAAGUGAUGUCACACAAUGGCCAUGUGACACCGCUUUUGGUGGGACAAGCGCAGACAUGAUGUCAUGCUUUUGGAUCAGUUCAGUACUAAAUAUUUUUUUCCAAUCACCAGACAUUUGGUAUCUAGACCCGAUUUAAUUGAAAAAUUGGGAUCCUACCCCGAAUUAAUAGCAAAAUAGAAAAUCUAAAACUGUCCAAAAGGGUUGCUGCAAUCUAAUUUUUCACGAUGCAAUAUUACGUUUCACAAUUAAUUGCAUUUCAAAUAGGUACAUCAUUUUGUGUACUUAGCAUACGAGCAAAGGUGACUUUCAAAGUCUUUAAACUGCAGUUCACUCAACUAAAUACUGCCACGAGGCUUACUAAUAAUCGAUGUCGGUUACACAAAAGUAAUUAAGUGAACAACGAAUAGGAUUACAUUGUAUGAUUACCAUGCUGUCAAUUACUCCCACAAAACAUUGUGCAAAGCGAUAACUGCAUGGAUCGUAGCUAUUUAUUGAUAACUGCAAGUGAGUUUUGUAAUUUAGGAAACAUGGUGUCAAGGAAAAUAACAUCUUGAAAAAAACACAUAUGAGAAAAACAAUCAUCAUCCAAUCUGACGAUUUUUUGUUGUUGCAAAUCUGAACGAUACAACGAUCGUGGAUCAUAGAUCGUACGAUGCAUCAUAGUCGUAUCUCCAUAUCGUGGCAAACUCUAUCUAGCUGCCACGCUGAGCCGUUGUGGGACAGUGCCAAACCGAUUGUAAAGAUAACCUGUUUUGUGUAAUGUGUUAAGCACGGCUUGCUCACGAAGCUAUUACAUUUGUCUUGUCCUGAAAUGCUAGAAGAUAAAGGUGCAGCCCUGCAAUUGCCUUGCUCACGCCGCUUGCUGGCGGAAGGGACCCUUCACUUGAGGGAGCUCGAGACAAAGCCCCUCCAGACUCGAGAUCAGUGUUCUUCACACAUUUUCAGGGGGGGGGGGGGGUCACUUUCGCCGAUAAGACAUCAGUGUGAGGCCGCCACACAUUUGAAACCAUUGGGAGUUUGACAGCAGCACGAUGAUGAUGGGGUGGUGUUUUCACUCUUUGUGAAUUGUCGGGGUGCCGCACGUCAAGGGCUGCCCUAAAGGCCACCAGAGGCUGCCAGUAGCUCGCACGCCUUGCAUUGCAAAACGCUGCUCUGAAUGUAUUUUGUUCGACUCUUUCCACAUCGGCCAGACGUAUUGAAUGAGGUGGGAGGACCCACACUUUUACCCCACCACAUGCAUGGCGGUCGCUCGGAAGACAAUUAUGUGGUGCACCCCCAACUUUUACUUAAUAAUACGCGGGGGAAAAGUGCGUCUCAUGAUCCGGAGAAUUCACUAACGGAUUGGGUCUCCAAUUGUGUUUAUGACUGGGCCUCAAUCCAGUGUGAGAAAGAUGAGAAUGCAUUUGUUUAAAUACACAUCAAAUUUGCAGAGAUCGUAGCUGCGAACAUGAUAAUUAGGCCCUAAAUGUAUAACAUACCACACAGUCCAGACAAGCGUCCUUGUGUAAAUAACAAUAAUUAUAAUAACGACUCAUUUACCCAGGAAAGCCACACUUAAGUCUGAAAAAUAGUUUUUCAGGAGAGUCCUGUUACAUUGAUUGGCUGUUUGGCCAACAGUAAUUACUGUACAUGUUGGGUCCAGAUGUCUUGUGACCCCCCCCCCCCCCCCACCAUUUAAUUAUUAAAAUUUUUUUUUUUAAAGGAAGGUUUUAUUUAAAACAGAAAUGAAUAUGCAAAGGAACAAAAAUGUUUAGGGGACAAUUAAUUGGCUUGUACUUUGUACGUUAUAAAGCUAUGGAGAUCACAGGGAGGAAACCUUCCUUCUUACUGUGAGGUGCCUGAUAUCCUCGAUAUGUGUACUAUAUAGGUAAAGGUGCAGCACUGUAACUUAUUGUUCAAUGGCACUGCUGGCAGAUGAGCCUCAACUAAAGGCACAACUUCUAGAGUUCCACUUUGAGAUGGCAUUUGGCCUACACUUCCAUACUGGCUAUACGUCUCCUCAAAAGAGGAUAAUAUUAUACAACAUAGCUUUAACUAGACAUGCCACUGUGGGUGAAAACACAACAACGUAAUGUAUACAUUGAUACGAGGGCUUACUCUUCACUGAAAAAUAAUGCAAACAUUUGCUCUGCGCACACUUUAAAUAUGCUGUAUAAAACUCUGAAGCUGCUCAUUGUGUUAAUAUAUGUAUUAUAUGCAAACUGUGUGCAGAAAAGGUAUACUUUUGCAGUGUUAGGAGGCUGUGUAAUUAUGAAUUAAAAACGAAUGCAGUGUUUGCAAAUGCGCAAAGUAAUUCUAGUCUCGCUUAUUUUUAAAAUAACUGUGCAACCAAUAUUUAGUGGAAAUGUGUUCAUAGGUUCCACUGACACUGAGACCUCCUUUACCAGUGGCAAAAUAUAGUAAUAGGUUUUUACCCUUUCAACUGGUACAAAACUGACACCUUUUGGCGUCAUCUGGUCCAACACCAAUGGAGACUAGGCUCUAAGAAAAGCUGUCUCGGGUGUGGACCAAUCAACUUCAAGGACAGUGCAUAUCAUUAUCAUCAUCAGAGUUGUUUCUUUUUGUUUGCAUUUUGACUGCUUGUGUUGUGGUUAUUGCAAACAUGACCCCUUGUAUAAAGGUGUCAGUUUUGUACCAGUUGAAAGGGUAAAAACCUAUUACUAUAGGUUCCACUAACUUAUCACUGGGUUUCCAGUUAGAAGUAACAGGAUUUACCCCACUGGCAUGAAAUUAACGACUUAUCCUUGUUUCCCUUUGCGAUAUCCCAAAUGCAUUUACCUCUCUUUAAAUGAUAAGAAUAAUACCCAGCCCAUCAACCCUCUGGAGUGGAUUAAAUCAGUACAACCUUGUGGGGUGGUCAAAGAGUGGUUGCCCUCUAUAUAUAGAGCAUCCCCUGCCAUAUAAAUGUUUAAUUUCCACCACUGGCACUGAGUGGAUUAUAUUUUGUUAAAUGAGGUUCUGUAUAUAUCUUUUUUUAAUUUGUUCCGUAGAUUCUAGACCCAUCUAACUCAAACGAACAGUGCCUAUCGAAGCAAAGGAACUGCAGCACAGUGUCGCAUAUCUGACCGUCGCAUAUCCCGCACCUCCGAUUAGCACGGUUGGCUACGUACGGUGCGAAAGAAGUUCAACAUACGUACGUACAUCAGGCCCAACCAAUUAACUGCCGCCACCCUUGUGGUAGUCGUGCACUGUGUAACUGUCAUUUUCUAAAGACGUUCACAAGUCCGGCCAUUUCACAGAUGCGAUAAACGGGUUGUUGACCUAACGUUCCUUCACUUUACUUCUAGAGCAGUGGUUCUCAAAGCGCGGUCACAGGUAACCACCGGUGGUCCGCGGAGGGCCUCCAGAGGGUCUGCAGGACUGUGAUGCAAAUGCAGCUUGAUCCAGACAAAAAUGAGAACGACUAUUAUACCUUUCGUUCCAGACAUUGAUUUCUAUUUUACUCGUGAUAUUUAAUGAAAACAAUUAAACUUGGUAAUCUACCCUGAUUAAACUAACCUAACCCUAAAAUCUCAAUGCCAUCAUAUAUAAAAAAAAAUCUGAUAUCUGCGUUAAAAAAAAGUUUUUUAUGUUCCGGUAAUAUGAAUCAUUUUGUAUUGUUGGUAUUUAGAGAGAGAAGUGAAUGCGUUCUCACGAGGGGUGGUGGGGCUGGUUGGUCCGUGGAAAUUUUUGCAUCGGCUGAUUGGUCCACAGCCCAACAAAGUUUGUGAAACACCACUGUAAAGCACAGUCAAUGAUUCUCCCAACUUUAAAGCAGCUUCCGCUACACAUUUUCGUCCAGUAACUCAACGUAGCUGCCAUUUCCCGCCCCGACUGGACAUCUGUGAAAAUGAAAAUCCCGAUUCAGAUUUUCUCCAGACGUCAAUGUAUUCGACCUCAGUUUAACACGUCGGCUUUCGCGACCAGUAUUAUUUACAUAUCCACCAGGAAACCUCAGCCCCCCAACGAGCCAGAUAUGCGAUGUUGUGCUGUAUUUGGAAACCCAGUGUCUUAUAUAACAUAUCCACAUUCCACGAGCAUCCUACGGGAGAGAGCUUACUAGUGCUGUACGGCAGUGUUUAUUUUCAUGUUGUAUAGUGGCCUGCACUAUAUUUUAAUAAUACAGUGGCUUGUGUGACGUAGCCGUAAACAAUGCACGUGAAAAUAUUCACUUUUACAAGAGAUUUUAAUUAUUUUUUUAAAUAUUAUAUCGGAAAUCUAGAUUGCUUUUGGUCAAGGUACAGACCUGCAAUUGCUUGCUCAUGCUACUGCGGGCGUAAGGCCUCCCACCAAAGGGAGCCCUAGGGAGUCCCUUUGGCCUACUCUUCCACGCUGGCAAUCCGUCUGUAAAAUAGGGAUAUACAAUAAUGCAUAGCAAGUUGACAUAAUUAAUGUUAUUUAAGAGGAAUAUUUCUCUACGCUGUGACAAUGAAUGGUCAGUAAUGGUCGUGAACUUUUUUUUAUUCCGAUAAAAAAUAAUCGUUGAGAUUAAUUACAAUUUGGUGUUUUGUUUUUCCUUUUUUAAUUUCGUUUAUAUAAAGUUCCAAAAUGUUAAGUCAUUUGCACGUGGUGCUUCAAAGUAACACCACUCUUGGCAGUCAUCCUCUUAUCUGCAAACCCCUCCCAGUAAGUCGAAUGUAUUUUGUUUAACCGGGUGAGAACUCAAGAGACCAGGAUAGUCUCAUUUGCAAGAGUGGCCUGGAAUAUGACAUUAAAUUCCAUUAUAAUGCAUUUAAGCAUACAGCAUAUAACAAAAUAAUCAUUUUUCGAUUUAAAGCUUUCGUGACAUCUGAGAUGGGAGGGUAAAGCUGCGGUAGCUUCUGCAAUGCGCCGGUCAGCGCAGUAGUAACUGCAUGGGGUUGACACUGUGAAACAGGAAUGUGUGCAUGUGUGAGGUUCUAAUGCACAGGCUUCCGUGGUUAUGCUGUAAAAAUGUCUUCAAAUAAAAAAUCUAACUUUACUUAUAUAGCAGAAUUUGUGCAAAGAAUGCGAUACAAAGGGCUUUACAGGACAAAAUAAAAGCGACUUACACAAUGUAAACAACAAUAAGAAUGAUACAUAAAAAAAUUACGUAACAAUAAACUAAAAGUAUAAUAAAAAGCAUCAUAAACAAAAAGCAUCCUAAUGAAAAGCCAUUUAAAAAAGGGACGUCUUAAGAUUUCGUUUAAAUUACAUUCACUGAUUCUGAUGCCCUCAGAUCCUCAGGCCGGCUCUUCCAAAGGCGAGGACAAUCGAAGCUGCAGGCUGCCUCCCCAUAUGUUUUGGUCCGGGUCUUCGGCACAACCAAGGGCUUCCACGUGUCAGGCAGCAGCUCACCACCCCGCCCACACACGGAGCGAAAAGGUCGCACAAUUGAAGCCGAACACGACGCGGUACAACCCCCUAGAACGCGUCGGAGAGCGAUACCGUGCGUGGGAGCGAUAUUGUCCUGCGAACGGUUUGAGGCACGUUACGUAGAGUACACCUUGGUAUUAAAAGCACUUUAUCUGAAAGGAACGUUCCUUUCUCGUUCGCAGAGCCAUAUUUACGAUGGUUAUGUCGUUAGUGGCAAGCAGCUAAUGCUGCCGGGAUGAGCACACACACAAAGUGUUUAAGGAAAAAAUCUAAAAGAAUGGUCUGAUGAAAUAUGCAAAGCUUAUUAUACUAAAGUUGAAUUAUAAUUACUUUAUUUCAUAACAUAAUCACACUUUACAGUGAGUACGAAAGCUGUUGGGCCAUAGCACCUAAAGUGGCUACAUAUUGGCAAUACCAAUUUCUUUCUAUGCCCGAUAUGAAAGUGAAUUGCAGCAGUGUCAUCUGUGGUUAACGACUAUUUAAAAAAAUAACAGCUAUGUUUAAUGACCUCCAGUGGUAUCAAUAUCUAGUCCGAGCCCAUUUUCUGUAACAAAAUUGGCCAAACCUGCAGACUCUUACAAGCCGUAUGACAAAGCGUUCAUAUGGCCACGUCGGGGAGUUUGUGGGGCCCGGUUCGCUCGCUCUGCUUCGCUGCGGACUUUUAAAUUGAAGAAAAAUAAACCAAUCUUCUUCGGGAGCGUCCUGGGAGUAGUCGUGUGUGGUUCCACUGCCAGCAGCGGUGAGUGCCCAGAGGGCUGCUGCCACUUCCGCAGGAUCUUUUCCGAUUCAGAUGCAGUCGAAUCGAAAAACACUCGAGAUUAACCGCUUCGUUCGUCAUCUGCUGCCCGGGAACUACAGGUGGCUCACAAAGUCGUGGUUAGGCCGCCCCUUGGUUAUACGUCCACUAUAAUAACGGUCGUGAUUGUGUCCACAUUUGAUUUACGGGAUUUAUUCUUUGUGUCUACCGUGAUGCCCCCAGCAUCGAUGUAACGUACGGCAAAUGAGCGUGUGCCAUCAUUAUUACUGACACCAAAAUGCUCUUCUGUGAACUUGAUUUGGAGCUUUCGUGACUGCAGGAAUUACUCUUUGGUUAUUUCGGUAAAGUCACGUAGAAAGAAAAAAUAAAUUAAAUAAUAGCAUACGACGUUUCGAUUGCAACACAAGCAAUCGUCAUCAGGUACAAAUGAAAGAGAAAACAAAGCUAGUAAAUUUCGAUUGAUGAUUGCUUGUUUCGCAAACGAAACGUCGUGAGAAUUUUAUUGUUCUAUUUUUAUUAUUUUAUUAUUUCCCUUCUACGUAACUUUACCGAAAGAACCAAAAAUAUGAAAGCUCGUAAACUUAGAAAUAUAAUGACAUACAACACAGAGAGUCGGCUAACAUAACAGUCAACACCCCACCUAGUUCUUUGGA
Messenger RNA from Lethenteron reissneri (Far Eastern brook lamprey), 9793 nucleotides. Its product is annotated as sodium- and chloride-dependent creatine transporter 1-like. Gene Ontology annotation, biological process: sodium ion transmembrane transport; nitrogen compound transport; amino acid transport. Gene Ontology annotation, cellular component: plasma membrane. Gene Ontology annotation, molecular function: gamma-aminobutyric acid:sodium:chloride symporter activity. NCBI's taxonomy places the organism in Eukaryota, Metazoa, Chordata, Hyperoartia, Petromyzontiformes, Petromyzontidae. The record is from RefSeq and is a predicted model, not a curated record.